UUAAUAUAAUUUUUUGUAUUAAAUAUCAGUAGUUAUGAGCUGCAGUGUCGAUCGAAAUUAAAUAUAUAUGUAUCUAUAUGCAUCAGUAUUGUCUAAAAUGCGAAUACCGAAUAUAUAAAAUAAAAGAAACAGUGUAAAUGAAAAGAUUAGAAAAAGAAUAUUUAGCUCAUGCAUUAUUUUAUAUUCGACCAAUUGUAGAUGCUUUCAAAAUGACGGCGGGCACUCGUAGUUCAGACUUAUCGCAAAUAGCCGUGAAUGCCAACAACAUACCAAAUGAUAGUGUUGACUGCGGUGUAAAACUAUUUGGUUGCUGUAAUGGCCCAAAGUGCCUCAAAUUGGCCCGAUUACGCACCUUUGUUAUUGUAUUGGCCUGCGCAGGUGUGGUGCAGGGAGUAUGCGAAACUUACUUCCGCAUAUCGGCAAAGGAAGCAGCACUGGAGUACGAAUAUAAUCCUAUACUGGUUGAAUGGCUUAUCGUUAGCAGCGGCAUUAUACAAGCUUUGUUUGCUUUGGGCUUCGCACACUUCGCCUUUAAAAUGCAUCCCAUAAGGUGGUUAUCAGGCACGAUCAUCGCACAAUCGAUCGUCUGUGUCAUAGCUGCCAUACCAGCUAUAAUAAGCUUCUCCGAUAGUGCAGCAACAACUACCAGCAGCACUAGCUUAACUCUUUGCACCAUUGCACCAUAUCAGCAGACGAUCCUUACUGUGCAACAGGCCCAGCUUAGUACACUUAUACUGCUUUUCGUUCUUCAAUUCGCUCUGGGCUUUGGCAGUUUGGCUUUCUACACAAUCGGUGUCACAUAUUUAGAUGAUAACUCGCAGUCGAUUGACAGUCCCGCCGUGAUAGCGACAGCAUUGGCCGGACGCAUCUUCGGCUUACAAGUUGGUUCAUUUCUUGUGAUGGGCGUUGGUUUAACAACGCUUGGUUGGUGGUUGGGUUGGAUUAUUGUGGCACCAUUAGUACUAAUAAGUGGCAUAUUGGUGGGCCUCUUUCCGAAACGACUACCUAAAACGGUGAUACACCAAGCGGCUCAACGCAUUAUCGAAGAGACGCAUACACGCACAUUUGGAAGUCAAUUUUCCACCUUCAUUGAUGAUGUGGGCUUUUGGCCUUCUAUGAAACGCUUAGUCACCAACAAAUUAUUGAUGUGCAAUCUAUUGGGCAUAAUGUUCAUUAUGUCGGCAUAUGUUAACUUUGAAUUGCAAGAGGAGUCAUAUUUGCAAUCGAGGUUCUUUUUGCCCUACAGCGAGGACGAUGGACUAUUACAGGAAUGGGAGGCUCGAUUUGUGGCGUACUUCUUGCGGCCACCAGUUGCAGCAGUGGGGAUGGUGGUGCUGGGACUAAUUAUUGCGAAACUUAAGCUGUCAGGCAGGGCCAUAAGUGGAGUUAAUGUAAUGUUGGGUAUACAUUUAUUAGCUAUAUUCAUUGGGAAUAUUUUCAUUAAAUGUGAUGUUGGUGGUAUCGCUGGUGUUAGUCAAGGCAAAGUGCUUCAGCCUUUUUGUUCCAGGCAGUGUACCGGCAUCUGUCAGGCGACUACUUUCCAACCCAUUUGUCCUGAAAACUCCACAGUCACGUACUUUUCAGCCUGCUAUGCUGGAUGCUCACUUACUACGACCAUCAAUAAUGUGCAGAUCUAUGAAGGUUGCACCUGCUCAUCGAACUCCAACGCGGAGCCGCAGGGAAAUCUGCGUGCAACAGAGGGUGCUUGUAGUUUGGCGAACUGUCAACGCAUGUUGAUCGGCUUUCAGGUACUAAGCUUGUGUGCCGCCGCUGUUUUGGGCGCCAGCAUCAUUGGAAAAGUAAUCAUAACUUUGCGCAGCGUGUUGCCGCAAGACAAAGCUUUAGCUUUGGCAACACAAAUUACGCUCUUCGGCUUAUUCGCCUAUAUACCAGUGCACGUCGCUUAUGAUAUGGUCACAAGAUCCACCUGCCUAUACUGGACAUCCGAGUACAAAAUUUGCUUGUUGCGCGAAACGCCAAAACAUGGCAACAUCUUAAAUAUCAUCACAGCUUGUCUAAUUUUACUUGGCAUUAUAUUCGACAUACUUGUAUACCUUUUCGCAAAAGAUCUUAAUGUAUAUAACUGUAAAGCAAUCGAUCCGAAUUAUUCACCUUCACUUUACUCCCCCGUUCCACGUGAGGAUCCUCACACUGCUGGUGUUCAGUAUGCUGUUGGUGGAAGUCCUUCCACUACAGUCACAAGUGAUUCGCCAAUGCGACGCCAUGACUCAGAACAAACACGUCCAGCACCUAAAUCUGAAGGCAUCUCCGUCUUCCGCAACCCCAGUUCACUGACCAAUUCUUCAGCGGGCGAAAAUAGUGUACAAGAGAAUAAUAAUAAUAACACGGGAAUUACUUAUGCGCAAGUUGUCUUUCCCCCAGACAAACAUAAAGCUGAUGAUGGCACCACCAGUCCCAAACGUAUGGCUGUAAGAGCUGAUGUACCGCUACAUCAUUUGUCAGCGCAGGAUGUUCGUGCGCAACUUGGAAAUCUGAAAUCAUUUAACAGCGAAAUUUUGGUGGAUAGUAAUGAAGCUGAUAACCAGAAGAAGGGGCAAAGUGCUGAAGAGAAAACACCGUUGGUAGUAAAUAUUCCUGCGGCAAAUGAGGUUGUCGCGAAGGAACCGGUGACGCCGGUAGCAGGCGUUAAAGUUCUUCCGCCAGUGGCUCCAAAGCCGAAGAAAAUGGCAACAACGCCUAUAGAAACAGAUUUGAACAAAAUUGAAGAGGUGCCAGCUAGACCUUUGAGUCCGGAGACGGAUUUAUAGAUAAACUUACAUACUUACAAAUGCACUUACCAUUCACACAUUAAUUAGUAUUUACUGCAGGAAAAAUAUCUUCAAAACAGUUUCACGAUUAGUGCUAAGUUUACAUUAAUUUUUUGUAAGAAA
Messenger RNA from Anastrepha obliqua, 2891 nucleotides. RefSeq names its product solute carrier organic anion transporter family member 1A5 (gene Oatp33Eb). NCBI's taxonomy places the organism in Eukaryota, Metazoa, Arthropoda, Insecta, Diptera, Tephritidae. Gene Ontology annotation, molecular function: protein binding. The record is from RefSeq and is a predicted model, not a curated record. Bases 138 to 2768 code for a protein of 876 amino acids. The transcript has 7 exons. Gene Ontology annotation, cellular component: membrane. Gene Ontology annotation, biological process: transmembrane transport; sodium-independent organic anion transport.